This is a messenger RNA of Phaeodactylum tricornutum CCAP 1055/1, 1537 nucleotides long. RefSeq lists its product with no specific name. NCBI's taxonomy places the organism in Eukaryota, Bacillariophyta, Bacillariophyceae, Surirellales, Neidiaceae. The transcript is spliced from 2 exons. Gene Ontology annotation, biological process: proteolysis. The record is from RefSeq and is a predicted model, not a curated record. Gene Ontology annotation, molecular function: serine-type endopeptidase activity. The coding region runs from base 71 to 1537 and encodes 488 amino acids.
CGAUAUUCUGGACUAUCAACAAAAUUAGCGAGAGUAUCUGAAAAUUCGAGAAGGAAGAGCAACAAACAACAUGAAUCUUCCCCUCUUCUUGAUUUUUCUUUUUAUGCCUUUGGUUUCGGCCGCUUUGGGUUCGCAUCGCAAGCUUAAUCGUGCAUUAACGGGCCGUUCAAUUCCAGGACAGUACAUCAUCGAGUUAGACCCCAGCAUCCCGGAUGCAAAGGGUUUUGCAACCCGCAUCCUCAAACGAGCCUUCCGGAACAACCUUAUCGAGACCUACGACUACGCGUUGAAAGGAUUUGCUGUUAAGGAUCUCCCCGACAUGCUAGUGAACUUCAUGCUGAAUAUGGACGAUGUACUCUCGGUGUCAGAGGACGCCAUUGUCGAGGCUGACGCAGUGCAGAUAAAUCCGACAUGGGGCCUCGACAUCACGGACGGAGAAGAUGACAGCCUGUACACUUACGCGUAUACAGGGCAAGGCGUGAAUGCGUACAUUCUUGACACCGGAAUUCAAGCGAAUCAUCCUGAAUUCCAAGGCCGUGUAGAGAGUUGCGUCUCCUAUACCGGAGAAGUGUGUGGAUCUGAUUUGAAUGGGCACGGUACCCACGUGGCCGGAACUGUCGGGUCAAAAACCUACGGUGUGGCCAAGAAGGUGUCGCUGCACGAUGUCAAGGUACUUGACCGGCGGGGGAGUGGAUCCUUCAGCGGAGUUAUUGCUGGCAUCGACUACGUGGCCCAGAUCAAGAAGACAGAUCCCAGUCGCAAAACAGUCCUCAACAUGAGUCUGGGGGGAGGCCGUAGUACGGCCUUGAACAACGCACUCGAUUCUGCAGCGGCUUCCGGCGUGGUAGUAGUUGUCGCUGCCGGAAAUAGCAAUCACAAUGCCUGUAAUUACUCUCCUGCGUCUGCGUCGGGAGCGCUGGUAGUUGGUUCUAUUGAUAGCAACAACCGCCGUUCGAGUUGGUCCAACUGGGGUAGUUGUGUCGACAUCUUUGCAGCUGGAUCCGGGAUCCUGUCGCUGUCGCGAACCGGUGGCGUAACCACAAAGUCGGGUACGUCCAUGGCUGCUCCACACGUGGCCGGUGUUGCAGCAUUGUACUUGCAAGCGGGUAGAAAUCCCAAUACUAUAACUUCCGAUGCUUUGAAGAACCGGGUGACCCGUACUCGAGGUUCCCACAACAAACUAUUGAGUACAUCUGCACUACCUUCUGAACAAACGCCAUCUCGGGCGCCCACCCAUGUCCCAACUGUUGAGUCCGUGCCUCUGGAAGAUUCAGAUUCGUUGGCUCCGACCAAGGCUCCCGUUUCUUCCCCCACCAAAGCUCCAGUGCCACAACCUACUCUCAUUCCAACCAGGAAACCUUCUCGCGCUCCAACCAAAAAACCUACUCGCGCUCCAACCAAAGCUCCAGUCCCUCGGCCGCCACCUCAGUGUCGGUCUAGAGGUCAAGUUUGCAAUCGAUUUCGGCGAUGUUGUAGAGGGUUGAGAUGCUUUCAAACCUGGUCACCUCGGCAAGGACGUCGCUUGGCUUGUCGCUAA